Gopherus flavomarginatus (Mexican gopher tortoise) is the source of this 5881-nucleotide messenger RNA. RefSeq names its product arylsulfatase family member I (gene ARSI). The coding region runs from base 817 to 2538 and encodes 573 amino acids. Lineage: Eukaryota; Metazoa; Chordata; Testudines; Testudinidae. The transcript has 2 exons. The record is from RefSeq and is a predicted model, not a curated record.
CUUCUCUUCCAGUCUGUUCAGGAGGGAACUUUCUCUCUUUUCCCCUCUGGCUCUGCUCUCAUCACUUGGUUUGCAGUUUGAGCAAAGCUAAGCAGGGAGCUUCCAGAGCUCUUUGUCCAGUUUCGAAAAACUUCAGGGAUUCUUGAGGGAGCUAAUUUGGAAGAAGCGGAAGGGGGAGCGGAAAAACAAAAGAAAACAAAGGAAGGAAGAAAGGAGAAUAAUGGUGAUCUGGUCUUGCCAAGAAAUCUUUUCAGUGCAAACUGUGAAGAAGGGAGAACCUGGCUCAUCACCGUGGGGUGAGGAAGAGGACUCAGCAGCUGUGGGUUUAAACUUUGGCUCCAUCUUCCACUGGAGUUUACAUAAAUAGAACAUCUUCUGCUGAGGCAGGGCUCAAUGAGCUAGCCUGGCAUUCAAACAACUGAAUGGGACAAGAAUCCAGCUUGGUCUCUAGCCGGGUUUUGGGGUGGUUGUAUUAAAAUCGAGACAUUGCAGCACUUUUGGAAACUUAAUAACAUCACAGAGGAAAUUAACUUUAUGGUGCAUGUGUCUUUGACUGUUUCAGCUUGAAGAUUAUUUUCUUGUUACUGAAAACAGCUCUACAGCACUGGUGGAUUUAAUUGCUUUUUUUUUUUUUUUUUUUUAAAGAGAGAGUUGUUUCUAUAAAACUUGCCAAAGGAUUUGAAAGAACAAACCCUAGGUUGGGAGGGUAGAUUGUGAUUUAUUUUGGAGAAGGAGAAAGAGAUCUCCUAUCCCUCUUUCUCAGUGGAAGGUGCUUGGAUAAUAACCUCCCUUAGAAGUCUGAAUGCUUGGUCCAGCAUGGCUGUUUAUGCUCUCACAGGUUUCUCGCUAGUCAGCCUGCUUAGUUUUGGCUACUUGUCCUGGGACUGGAUGAAACCCAGCUUGGUAACAGAUGUUUCCAUGGACCCAAUGGAGAAAUCCCUCCCUCCUGCCUUUUCCAAGCCACCUCACAUCAUCUUCAUUCUGACUGAUGACCAGGGGUACCAUGAUAUUGGGUACCAUGACUCAGACAUACAGACACCAAUGCUAGACAGGCUAGCAGCAGAAGGAGUUAAACUGGAGAAUUAUUACAUCCAGCCCAUCUGUACCCCAUCAAGGAGCCAACUUAUAACAGGCAGGUACCAGAUCCACACGGGCCUUCAGCACUCCAUCAUCCGGCCCCGGCAGCCCAACUGCCUGCCCCUGGAUCAGAUCACGCUGCCCCAAAAGCUGCAGGAAGCCGGCUACUCGACGCACAUGGUGGGCAAGUGGCACCUUGGCUUCUACAAAAAGGAAUGCUUGCCCACCCGCCGAGGCUUUGACACCUUUCUGGGCUCCCUGACAGGCAAUGUGGAUUACUACACCUACGACAACUGCGAUGGACCCGGCGUCUGCGGCUAUGAUCUGCACGAAGGGGAGAAUGUAGCGUGGGACCAGAGUGGGAAGUACUCAACCUUCCUCUAUACCCAGCGAGUGAGCAAGAUCCUGGCCACCCAUAACCCCAAGGAGCCCAUCUUUAUCUAUGUGGCGUUCCAAGCCGUGCACACGCCCCUGCAGUCCCCCAAAGAGUACAUCUACCGCUACCGCUCCAUGGGCAACGUGGCUCGGCGCAAAUACGCCGCGAUGGUGACGUGUAUGGACGAGGCCGUGAGGAACAUCACCUGGGCACUCAAGAAGUACGGUUACUAUGACAACAGCGUGAUUGUGUUCUCCACGGACAACGGCGGGCAGACAUUUUCUGGGGGAAGCAACUGGCCUCUGCGAGGCCGCAAAGGGACCUAUUGGGAAGGCGGGGUCCGCGGCAUUGGCUUUGUUCACAGCCCCCUGAUCAAACGCAAGCGCAGGACCAGCUGGGCCCUGGUCCACAUCACAGACUGGUACCCUACGCUGGUGACCCUGGCUGGGGGCAACGUGUCUGAAGCCGAGGGCCUGGAUGGGUACAACGUGUGGCCGGCCAUCAGUGAGGGCAAGGAGUCCCCGCGCACCGAAAUCCUACACAACAUUGACCCCCUCUACAACCACGCCAAGCAUGGCUCCCUGAAGGGCGGCUUUGGCAUAUGGAACACAGCUGUGCAGGCCUCCAUACGGGUGAGGGAAUGGAAGCUGCUGACUGGUGACCCUGGCUACAGCGACUGGAUCCCGCCUCAGAUGCUGACCAACUUCCCAGGGAGUUGGUGGAACCUGGAGCGGCUAACGGACAGCGUGCGCAAAUCCGUCUGGCUCUUCAACAUCACAGCCGACCCCUAUGAGCGCGAUGACCUGUCAGACCAGCGCCCGGACGUGGUCAGGGCUCUCUUGAAGAGGCUGGCCCAUUACAACCGGACUGCGAUCCCAGUUAGGUACCCGGCUGAGAACCCCCGGGCCCACCCGGACUUCAACGGUGGUGCCUGGGGGCCAUGGGCCAGCGAGGAGGAAGCGGAGGACUGGGAGGGAGGUGGCGGGCUGCUGAGAAAUAAAAACAAGAAGAAGAAGUGCAAGAUCUGCAAGCUGCGCUCCUUUUUCCGGAAGCUGAACACCAGGCUGAUGUCAAACCGCAUCUGAUGGGGUUGCUGCAGAGCUCCAGAUGCAGCUGCUCAAGGUGGGUGUUCCAAAUGGCCAGGACAAUGGGAGGGAGAGAGGCAGAUGGCCACAGAAACAGCAGCGCCCUCUCACUUUCCCUUGUCCCAGUGGACACAUGCACAGGGCCAGCCAUGCACAACAGCCUCCAGAUGUCUUUUCCUCCGGUCUCCCCCAAAUUGAGCAACCUGUAGGGAUAGCCAUCCGGUCUGCAAGGAGCAGGUGUCCAGGUUAAGGUGGCCGAGGGAGAGUGACGGGGGUUCUGCAAUCCUGUUUAGUGGAUGUUACAUCGGUCGCAGGUUGUCGAACUGUCCAGCCCGUUCCAGCGCAAAAGAAUGAAACUUGUCUUAAGCGAUCAACCCAGGGACCAGUUCAAACGCACCAUCCUGGGAGCAAAGCUUUAAAAGCAGAUCAAACCCAUGGUACUUGAAGCUGCAUGGGGAUAUUUUCAUGUGGUUCAUAUGAGGAUGGCUGGCCUGCUGAAGGCUGCUUCAGGACAGUUUUCCCUGGUUGUCUCUCUAUAAAAUAUGCUGUCACCCUAUGGAAUCCUAGUGAGUGUGCUACAUCAUGUGCCCCUGCUCUGGGAAAACAGCCUAGGGUGACCAGACAGCAAGUGUGAAAAAUCAGGACAGGAGUGGGGAGUAAUAGGAGCCUAUAUAAGAAAAAGAUCUCAAAAUCGGGACUGUCCCUAUAAAAUCGGGACAUCUGGUCACCCUAAAACAGCCUGUGCAUCCUCACUCAGCUCCGGCCACAUCUUUUUCCUCCUGAAGACUUUACGGAGGUGGUAGCGCGGAGAAGGCGAGGGAACUUAUUUUUAUGUUGAAGGUCCCUGGCUCAGAGACUAGGCAGAGUCUGGGACAGCAAGAGAAUACUAUCCCUAAUGGACACAAAGGCAAACAGACUGUAUAUAGGCCUGGAUCAGUGUAGCCCUAAGGUGUAUUGGAGACACGUUUGCACUGAGAACUUGUGGGGCGUUAGCUGUUUCAAUGUAAAGCAACCCCAGUUUACACUCGUCUAUCGUACAGACUCAUGCAUGUACCACACACGUGGACAUGUAUGUGUGGACUCACAUACAGCCACCCCAACCACAAUGGGUUUGAAAGAAGGUAGCUCCCUGAUUCUCAGCUCCCAGGGGUGUCCUCUGCCAGAUAGCCACCCCCUGCCCCUACCUUUGCAGGGACAGUGACACAGCAGAACAGCUUGCCUCAUGGCCUUGCUGCCAUGUUGAUGCAUGCCAACUCUGGAACAGAGGACCAGGUCUUUCAGACACUUGCUCUGCAUGGUCUGUUUUCCAAGGUGUGCAUGGAUUCCCAGGGGAUCCACAAAGAGCUAGUGGCAAAUGCAGUGCAGCUUGGCGACGGGGAUGUAAGGCGGGAUCAGCGUGUAGUAACACCUUGCUGGGCUGCAAACCGCCGGCAUCUCUUUUGUUUGUUCCCAGAGCAGUUCCUUACUCAACACACUCCAAUGAUGUGUUUGCAACAAACAGGCACCCACUGCUUCCCUGGCUGCCGAGUGAGUCUCCAUGAUUGCUCAGUCCUGCCAGCAAGGAGGGGACACCAUACCACCCUCCUUCCUUGGGAAUUUAACUGAGGAGAUAUCCAAGGCUAGUCUCCUCUGAGCGUGACAGGGUGCAAAUUGCUGGUCCUCCACUUCUGCUUCCUUUUACUGCUGAUCUUUCUGUGGCGUGUGUGUGAGAGAGUGUGUGCCCGUGUGUGCCACGGAUGGGGGCUGGCCAGGAAGAAAGAGGGUAAAUGGCUUUAAAAGCAUUUUUAACAUGUGGCACAUUUACAUUUACACAAUGCAUUUUACAUUUCUCCCCACAGGUUUCUCUUGGUGCAGUGUGUGUAGGCGACAGCCCUGCUGUGAAUUUUGAAAAUAGUUAUUUUUGUCUCUGGAAAUUGAGGCCUGUUAGGACUUGUCAGCUUUUGGAUGAGCAGUGUAGGCCUUCUUUUUUUUUUUUUUUUUUUUUUUUUUUUUUCAAAAUAACAUUCAUUUUAAAUCUGUCACUGAAGAAUGUGACAACUGGCAGCAUUUUCACUGACUACCUUGCAGAGUGCUUUCCCGUUGUCUCUGUAUGUGUGUGUGAGGAAAGAGACAGAGACGAGGCUGGGGAGGGGAGAUGAAUACAAUGACAUUUGUAUUUUUUUUAUUAUUAUUUAGAUUAUUUGAGGAUUGUGAUUUUAUAUAGAAAAAGGAGGGGAAAAACCUCAACAGCAAGGGAAAGAGAAACGAGAGGCCAUGUUACCCUAGAGAUGGGCAAAAAUGGGAGCUUUUGCAUUACCCACAAACAGGGCAUGAAUCGAUCUACCUAUCUAUACGGUAACCAUCACUGCACUAUGGCCCCCAUCCUGCAAGUUGUUUCGUGAGAACAACCUCCCGGAAUUCAGUAGGGCUCAGCGUGGGUUCCAGGGCCUGGCCAGGUGGAACAGUUUGCAGGAUUAGAGCACAGUCCAGAGUCUCCUAUCAAACUCACAGAUAGAGGUGGUAGUUUCUCUUUCCUCAUCCCCUGGUUGAGAUCUGGGUCCUGUUGAGCUGCUCUCAGCUCCAUUUGGGAGGGAAGUAUUCUGACACUGGGAGCGGGUUCCGGUUUUGGGUUGUCUCUGUGUCAAAUGAUGGUGGGCGAAACUGGCAUCAGAAUUGGUUUUCCAAAACCAAAGCCAGCAGUAGUGGCUGAGAUUGGAGUUCAGUUUAUUCAGCUUUGCCAUCACCCCACCCAGUGUAGAGCGAAGUGCAGAUCAGUAGUUCUAGCUUUGGCCCAUCUCCCUGGUACAUUGGCAAGGUUAUGACCAGUUACAAAGCAGCCACAUAGAGCCACUUACCAUAACAGACCUAAAAUCGCCUACCAGCUCUGAUGACCCCGGGGAGAGACUAUGUGUUAUAAGUGGCUUGUUAGAAAAAUCAUCACAGCAACAGAGUAGAGCAUUCCAUCCCCUUAUGCAUCGUGCUUCAUUUAAUGAAUAAGUAAAUGAGAUUUCACCUAUGGCCCCCAUUUAGCAGAGCACUUCAGCAGGUGCUUAACUUUAAGCAUGCGCUUAAGUGUGUCUGUAUUCAGGCAAACACAUAAUCACAUAAGUAAAUGCUUUGCUGAAUAAGGACGGAUUUAAAUACAUGCUUAAAGUUAAAUAUAUUUUAAACACUUUGCUGAAUCAGGGCCUAUGGGAAGAAUCCAGAGAGAGCAAAAGAAAAGGUGAAAAAGAGCUAAUAUAAAGAUCAGACACAGAAUCAAAGCAAACGGGGAUGCUAUGCGAAAACAAAUAAUUGUUGAUCAUUUGAGAAAACAGCUUUAAUGGGAAGUUGGACGUGGGCAACUGUUAUAACCAAAUUAGGA